GCUUCAACGAACAUCAAUUUCACCGACAACUCACCUCCACAUCUACUUCCUUGCUCCCAUUGUGCGUGUUACUCAUAACAAGGCUCAAUUCACUAUUCCACCAUGUCUUCAGGCCUCAUGGACACCGAAAAGGGCGGCGAGCAGACCCAGUACGAAGCCGAGCACACAGACAUGCUCCCGCACAAGCAAGAAGCCGGCCAACUGGGCGCUUCGGCAGUCCAAGGCGCAAGCACCGAGCAGCCCACACAGACCGACACCAGCAAGACCAACGAACCCAACACGCAGGGCAUCACACCGGCGGAUAAAAUUCGAUACGGUCAGAGUAUUCAGGAGGGUGGUAUGGGCGGCAAGACGAACACGACAAGUGGUGAGGUGGAUAAGCCGACGAGUGAGGAUGGGGCGGCGAAGGAGAGGAGGGAGCAGGGGUAUGGAGGUGGAAAGGAUAUGGAUCGGACUAUUGGUGCUUGAGUGGUGGAGGAUGGUAACCAGUUACUGCGUUCACAAUGCGAGAG
This is a messenger RNA of Macroventuria anomochaeta, 512 nucleotides long. RefSeq lists its product as uncharacterized. Lineage: Eukaryota; Fungi; Ascomycota; Dothideomycetes; Pleosporales; Didymellaceae. The transcript is spliced from 2 exons. Bases 103 to 468 code for a protein of 121 amino acids. The record is from RefSeq and is a predicted model, not a curated record.